AUGAUGGAGGCUGUAGAUAUUGAUAGUGAGACACGGAUGGCCGUUGAUGGCAGCACAGAACCCCCUGAGGGCUAUAGAGAUCCUGACAUCAGUGUUGCGAUUCGUGAGCUCAAGUCGCCAAACCAUAGAAACGCUUCGAUCGCUGCUGAGUUUCUCUUCGAACGAUCGCACACGGAACAUGAGCGAUCUUCAUGGAACAAGAACCAGAUCAGGAACGAAGGAGGAAUCCCAAUUCUUUGCCAGCUGUUGAAGUCCCCUUCGUGGCAUGUUCGAUAUCAUGCAUGCAGCGCAUUGAGCGAACUUGCAUUCAGGAACGAGAAGAACUGCAAGGCUAUCGUAGAGAAUUCGUGGGCUCUACAGAGCCUUGUGGAGAUGCUCAGCACAACAUACACGACGAUGCAGGAAGAUGCGGCGCUGGUCAUCAACAACUGUGCAGCCUUCUGUGAGGAAGCAUGCCUGGUGAUGAUCAAACAUCCAGGGCUGGUUCAGGCGCUCAAGGCACUGGUGACAGAUGGAUUGUUCGGGGCGAAGAACGUGUCAGUCGGGGCGAUCAACUGCCUGACGAGAUGUGACAGCGCAAAGAAGCUGCUGAAUGACCUCAAGAUCGUGGAGGAGGCUUUGAUUCCCGCGAUUCAGGAGGCGGGUUAUGGGGAAAAGUACAACGCAAGGGUCUGCAGAGCCUCCAUGGCUAUCGCAAAUCUGACAGGGUCCUGCUACGAGCCGCUGACAACGAUCAGCCACUACCACACAGUCGCGGCAAUGGUGGAGAUUCUUGGAUACUCUCUUGAGGGAAAAAGCUGGGCAGGUAUCAACUUUGCGCCCUACAGUGUUCUGUAUCCCUUGCGAAGCCUCGCGUACAACCCGAAGCACCGAAAGGAGCUCAUUGAGUGUGGGCUGAUCGAGAGGAUAGCGGAGACAAUGAACACCUGGAAGUUGGAGGAUCACAGAUCCAGACAAGUCUUGCUCAUUGCAAUUGAUAUCGCGAAUGUCUUGUUCAAGACCCCUGACUACAAGGGAAUUUUCUUCUCAUCGGGCAUCUUCGCAGCAACCAAGCUCGUUGCUUCAGGUCGUCGUGACGAGGGACAAGGGUUGUAUCAGAACGCUAACUUCUCUGAUCAGAAUUAUCCUGUUGCAGUGUGGAUGGGGUUGCACCAGCGGCUUGGAGCCAAAUCACAGUUUCAACUUCUGGACGAGUACGUGGUGGGGAUUAUUCUUGAGUAUUCUUUCAAAGGCUAUAAAUGUAAUUAA
This is a messenger RNA of Guillardia theta CCMP2712, 1248 nucleotides long. RefSeq lists its product as hypothetical. Lineage: Eukaryota; Cryptophyceae; Pyrenomonadales; Geminigeraceae. Gene Ontology annotation, molecular function: protein binding. The record is from RefSeq and is a predicted model, not a curated record. Bases 1 to 1248 code for a protein of 415 amino acids. The transcript is spliced from 5 exons.